Aspergillus clavatus NRRL 1 is the source of this 1797-nucleotide messenger RNA. RefSeq lists its product as uncharacterized. The transcript has 3 exons. NCBI's taxonomy places the organism in Eukaryota, Fungi, Ascomycota, Eurotiomycetes, Eurotiales, Aspergillaceae. The record is from RefSeq and is a predicted model, not a curated record. The coding region runs from base 1 to 1797 and encodes 598 amino acids.
AUGGACCAACUUCCCGUCGAGAUCAGGCGGAUGAUAUGUGCACUGACACUUGACAGCGGGCUGAUUGCUUUGAGACAGCUGAGUCUGGUGAAUCAUGCUUGGUAUCAGGCUGCUGCGCCAUUUCUCUACGAAAGGUUGCAGAUAUGCGUUGUUAGCAACGAACAGCUACAGAAAGAUGUUCAGCAAGUAUUUGAACAUCCUCUUCGCAAACAAUACCUUCGAUACCUUCGUCGUCUGGACAUUGUUGGGAGAAGCGGAAAACAAAAUCAUGAGCGUUCUUCGCUACCCAAGAUUGCCGGAGGACAUGAUAUGCUGGAUGAGUUUCUCGAUCGUGAUCUUUGGCGGCGCCAGACAUCCUGGAUGUGUCGUCUGGACCCCCCGGCACGGCAUCUUGAUCCACUUGUAAAGCUAAUCGCAGCUGUUCCCUCGCUGGCGGAGGUCAACUAUGCCCGUGCUUCCCCCUUUCCGUUGGUGCUUCUUGAAGCAAUUCAUGAAUUCCAUCCCUUGUGUAAGCUGAACUUGGAAUAUCUCUUCCUAGAAAGCUGGCGGGACUCGGCUCACUCCGCGAGAGAUAUGCCUUUGAUCACCUCGCCAUGUCUGCAUUCAAUUCGCUGCUAUCUUCAUACUGGAUCCCCAAUGAACACUGUGGUCGAACCAGCCAUUUUGCAGAUCCUAAGGUUGGCCCCGAAUCUUCAAAAGGUGGACCUCGUAUUGGCGCGAAACGUUUCCUUUAGAGAUCAACGCAGAUUCGCCUUCCAGCCACCUGAAGGGGCUCCCACAAGGGUGGCGCGCUUGUCGACCUGGUCCUUUUCACUAAAUACCACAAUAACCAUCCCGCGCUUGAAUGAAUGGCUGCACAGAAUUGAUGUUGCGUCCUUGCGCAACUGGAGUAUUGGCUGUAUUAGCAAGCCGGAUCUGGCGCGCGCCAUCAGUGGCCUGGCCUUGUCCUUGCAACGACUGGAGCGACUGUCUCUCAAUCUGCGGGUUCCGGAAGGCAGAGGUAAUGAAUUCUGGCGAGCGGUGGAAGAAAUGAUGGAGGCGCUGCCUCCACUUAAGGCUCUCUGGCUGGCCGGACAUCGAAAUGCAACAUUCUUGAACAAAGUCCUAGUCCGGCACGGAGCUACUCUGCAAAGCCUUGGACUCGACGCGCGGAACAUAGACGACACACUACUCCCGCACAAGAGAUCAGGCGGUUACUGCACAGCCAAGCAACUCGCACGUUUUGCGAAGAAAUGCCCUGUUCUUCGGGAACUUCAUCUGACCGUCAGGCGCAGACGGGGCCGAGCUCCGGAGACGCAAAUAUACAAGGCUUUGGGUCUUUUCCCGGGUCUCGUAAGCCUCUAUAUCAACCUGGAUUGUCUUCGUAUCCGAAACGAUCCGGAUGAGCUGGAAGAGCUGGACGACCUAAUUGAUUCCCACAAAGGCCUGACUCCUUACGAGCUGGCGUUACCUUACGAAGAGCGGGUGACGGUAGAUCACAUCUUCGAACUGCGCACGAUUUUCCUCAACUCGGUGAUCGAUGCGCACUGGGCGGAGAGUAUCUUCAACGUCAUCAUAUCGGCUCAGUCAACCCGGCGUUUGGAGACUCUUCGCUUGCUCCCAUUUCUCGAUAGAGAGCCCAGUAUCUUCCAGAAAGAUUCACACGCCCAGGGUGUCAUGGUUCCGGCUCCCUCUUCGUCGAGAAGCUGGCUCAAGAACCCCGUAUAUUCACGUGUAGGGAUAGCAACGCAGGAUAUUCCCAACAUGCUCCCAAGGGUUUUUUCUCUGAUUUUUUACGAUGGUUGUGGCCAGGGAUAA